CUCAGUAAGAAAAGCAGCUGAUUUUGACACUGGCCAUUGUCAAAAUUUAAAUAUUGUGACAGUGGAUUUAAAAUAAUUUUUUAAAAAUUUUUUAAAGGAUUUAAAUAAAUAAUUUUAUUAUUUGAUGAUUAGAAAGUUUUUUAGCACAAAAGGAUUCGACACUGACAGUAUCAGUGAUUAGAGUCCUUUGUAGUUUUGUUUUAUGGGUUUAAGUUAUAAUAUAAGUAAGAGUGGAUUGUCAGUGAGCAGUGACCAGUUAGAGUCCAGUCAGUUAGUCCUUUCUUUCUUUUAGUUCUUAUACUAAACCAGGGAUAUAAAACUACGGUCUGUUGUCACGCGGGCAUUUAACUCCAGUGUUCGUUCUGCCUCAGUAGUGUCAGUAGUGUCAGUGGUGUCAAUAGUUACGGAUGUUUUGUGUCAGACACUAGGACAACACUUAUUAAUUUUUUUUUUAAGUAAUCAGUGAUUUAUUUUUCUGUUUUAAUUAAUUAAUUUUUUUUAAUGAGCUCUGAUAAGAAGUCGGAUAAUUAUUUUAAUUAUUGGAGUAGGUUAUGAGGAUUUUAUGGAUUUAUUCAAUCGUGUUGAAAACACGAGGUGAUAAUUAGCAUUUAAAAUAAUGGGUGACAUAAAAAAUUUAACACUUGGAAGUGUACCAAGAUACAAUGGUGACGAGCAAGUGCAAUUUAUUGCGGAAGGAAGUAAUCAGGUGACAAUUAGAUCGCCACCACCUUCGCUGCAUCUUGAAAAUCUCAAUAACGCAAUCUUAGGAGGUUCUCAAAAUAAUUUGCACUGCAGUUGCAAUGGAACGACCCAGGCACCAGUGAACGGUAACGCGGGCACUGGUUGUGCGAGUGGAGGCCUAGCUAGAAAAAUUCAAAAUCACACGGGCGUGAGUCCAGGUCAGGUUAACAAACGGCCUGCUGUCGCUCUUACGCAUUUGCCCAAAAGACCCCCGGUGGACAUCGAGUUCAAAGAUUUGGCCUACAGCGUUUCUGAAGGUAGACAAAGAGGCUAUAAAACAAUAUUAAAAUGUGUCAAUGGAAAAUUUCGUUCAAGCGAAUUGACGGCAAUAAUGGGUCCGUCUGGCGCUGGCAAAAGUACACUAAUGAAUGUGCUAGCAGGAUACAAAACGUCAAAUUUAAACGGAUCAAUAUUAAUAAAUGGUAAGGACCGGAACUUGCGACGUUUUCGUAAAAUGUCAUGUUAUAUAAUGCAAGACGACCGGCUGCUGCCUCAUUUGACGGUCCAUGAGGCGAUGAUGGUAUCGGCGAACUUAAAAUUAGGCAAAGAUCUCGACGCCGCGGCAAAGAAAGUCGUCGUUGCGGAGAUAAUUGAUACAUUGGGCCUAAAUGACGCAAACAACACCCAAACACAGUGCCUAAGUGGCGGACAACGCAAACGUUUAUCAAUCGCAUUGGAAUUGGUUAACAAUCCACCAGUUAUGUUCUUUGACGAGCCGACUUCAGGCCUUGAUAGCUCGUCUUGCUUCCAGUGCCUCAGUUUGCUCAAAUCCUUAAGUAGAGGAGGAAGAACAAUUAUUUGUACAAUACAUCAACCUAGCGCACGUUUAUUCGAAAUGUUCGACCAUUUAUACUUACUAGCCGAAGGACAAUGUAUAUAUCAAGGGAACGUCGGUGGUCUAGUACCAUUUUUAUCAUCAAUGGGCCUCGAGUGUCCCAGUUAUCACAACCCCGCGGACUAUGUAAUGGAAGUUGCAUGCGGUGAGCAUGGCGAGUGUGUGGAAAAAUUAGUAACCGCAGUAAAUAAUGGAAAGUGUAAUAACUACCAGCAUCAUCAAGCAGCAUUUGCUACUCCCAUGGUGUCAAACGAUAUCGCGAAACAAUCACCGCCAAAUGAACAAACCAAGCCCGGAGCUCCUGGUACCGGAAACUCACUAAUACCCAAUGGUAUUCCUAAAGGUCCAGGUGGUGCAAUAGCUCUCAAUAUGCCAGUAUCUUGCACUACUUCUUUAUUAGACAGUGCCGAGAGUAUAGAACAAACUGUUGGCUUUCCUACUAAUGGAUGGACACAAUUUUGGAUUUUACUUAAGCGGACGUUUUUAUCACAGAUGCGUGAUAUGACAUUAACAAGAGUACGACUUAUAUCACAUAUUAUUGUGGGUUUACUUAUUGGUGCUCUUUAUUAUGAUAUUGGUAAUGAAGGUGGUGAAGCUUACAGUAAUGCCGGAUGUAUAUUUUUUACUGUUAUGUUUCUUAUGUUUACUGCAAUGAUGCCUACGAUACUUACUUUCCCAACAGAGAUGGCUGUAUUUGUAAGAGAACACCUUAAUUACUGGUACUCAUUGAAAGCUUUCUAUUUAGCCAGAACGGUCGCGGAUUUGCCGUUCCAAACAGUAUUUUCAAUAGCCUAUGUUAUGAUUGUUUAUUUUAUGACGUCGCAACCACUGGAAGCUUAUAGAUUUUUAAUGUACAUGAAUAUAUGUAUUCUUACGGCCCUGGUUUCUCAGUCCAUUGGAUUGUUAAUCGGAGCUGCGAUGAGCGUUGAGAGUGGAAUGUUCAUCGGACCAGUAAUGUCAGUACCAAUAGUCCUAUUCUCUGGUUUCUUCAUAAAAUUCACCGCAAUGCCGAGUUACUUGAGCUGGCUGUCCUAUGUCUCGUACAUCCGGUACGGGUUCGAGGGUGCAAUGAUCACCGUCUUCGUACAAUCGACCGCGUCUCAAGUGCUCGAUCGAAUACUGCCACUUCAGAACUCCGACAAAAUUCCUCGAGGAAAUGUCAAUGCGCGACGCCGUCUACUGGAUCGACGUCGUCGCUCUCAUUGGUUUUCUUCUUCUAUUGAGGAUCACAACCUACUUCGUCUUGAGACUUAAGCUUCGAUCUCUUCGCUAAUCAGCAACACGACAAUAAAAUGGGUAUCCAACAAAAUCCCAAUUAAUCAACAAAUUAAUUAAUUAUUAAUUAUUUACUUAAAGAAAAUCAAUCAGUUAUUUGAAAUAAAUAAAAUCCCGCCAAAUGUUUUCAAGAGGAAUAUGUCGAAGACUGAAAUUCUAAAUGUUCUGAAGACAUUUUUAAAAUAAUUAACGCGAUACAAUUUUAAUAAUUAACAAAAAAAAAAAUAAUUAUAAUGAAUCGUCAUCUAAAAUUAAUUAUAAAAAAAACAAAUCGUGGGAGGAGAGAGAAGUUAAGACACAAAAUCAUGUUAAUUAAUUUAUCUUUUUUUUUCUCGACAAUGUUGGUUGUACGGUGGAAUUGUAAUUAUUAAUUAAUUAUUAAUUAUUAAUUAAUUGAGAUAAUUAAAAUUAAAAAAUAACAGGAUUAGUGUGAACUUGACGAAAUAAAAUAACUCGCCAGAGGCCUUCUGAAGCCUACAAGACUUAUUUCCCUCCACGAUCAAUUAAGAUCGAUUAAUUAGGGAUUAACAUCAAUAGUCCCUUAAUUAGAAAAAUUAAUUAAAAUAAUUUAAUAUGAAGAUUAAAUGUAAAAGUGUUUCAUUAAUUAAUUAAUUAAUUAAUUACUAUAGAAUAAUUAAUACUAGAUAAAUAAAUUGCUUAUUGGUAACAGAAUAAAUUAAUGAGCAAUCGUGAUUGGAUACUCGCUAUAGAUUAUUAAUUAUUAAUUAAUGGUAAAUAAUAUUAAUAAUAAUUAAUGGGGUAAAUAAUCGACGGAUUUUUACAAUUAACUCGAUUUUAUUUAACAAUAAAAUUCAUAUCGUCAUUUAUUGAUGGAUCAUUUUAUUAAUUAGUUAUUAAUAUUAAUUAAUUACGUAAGCGGAUUAUCAAGAGCUCAUUACAUUAAACAAUUGACCAAUCACUGGCUGCCUGGUUAAUAAUUUGCUUGACGCGAAAGUUGCGUUUUUUUGUGAGAUCAACGAAUUAAAAAAAAAAUUAAUUAAUUAAUUAUAUGAUAGAUGAUUUUUAUUGAUUAAUGUUGUUAUUGACCCUCUGUACACAAAUUUCAAGUAAUUUUUAUUUUAAUUAAAAAUUAUUUUUCGAAAUUUUAUUUAGGGGGGGAUUUAAUUUUUAUAAAUUUGUGGAAAAAUGAAUUUUAGAAAUUUUUAAUGACAAAAAAUUUAUUAAUUAACUUUUUAAUGGGGUAAUAUGGCAACGUAUGGAAUUUGAAAUUUGAAGUCUUGGGUUCGAAUCCUGGUGUCGGUAUAAAAUUUUUUAUAAAAAAAAAAUAAGCAAUUAAAAUUAUUUUUUUUUUUGUGUCAUGAUUAAAAAAAAAAUAAUUUUUAAAUUAAUGAGUCAGAAAAUAAAAUAGAAAAUUAUCUCGUAGCAAUUUCGUCGUAAGUGUACUGAGAGUUAAAAAAAAAGGGAGGGGGGUCGACGAAUUUUUAUAAAUUUUUGGAAAAAUGAAUUUUAGAAAUUUUUAAUGACAAAAAAUUUAUAAAUUAAUUUCUAAAUGGGGCAAUAUGGUAACGUAUGAAUUUUGAAAUUUGAAGUCUUGGGUUCGAAUCCUGGUAUCGGUAUAAAAUUUUUGAUAAAAGAAAAUUUAAUUAAAAUAUUUUUCGUCAUGAUUAAAAAAAAAUUAAUUCUUAAAUUAAUGAGUCAGUAAAUAAAAAUAAAAAGUUAUUUUGUGACAAUUUUGUCGAAUGUGUACAGAGGGUUGAAAAAAAAAUUAAAAAAAAAAAAACAUAACUGAGGUCUUACGUAUUAAUAAUAAAUGUAAUAUAUAAAAAGUGCGAAUGAGAAUUUUUUUUUUGUAAUAGGCAUCGAAACAAAAAAUUUUUUAGCGAAUUACCCUAAUGGAAGUAAUUAUAUUAACAUUUUUUAUUAC
Molecule: messenger RNA, 4736 nt
Organism: Microplitis demolitor
Lineage: Eukaryota; Metazoa; Arthropoda; Insecta; Hymenoptera; Braconidae
Gene: Atet
Product: ATP-binding cassette sub-family G member 4
Cellular component (GO): plasma membrane
Molecular function (GO): ABC-type transporter activity; ATP binding; ATP hydrolysis activity
Source: RefSeq, a predicted model, not a curated record